Xenopus tropicalis (tropical clawed frog) is the source of this 2385-nucleotide messenger RNA. RefSeq names its product homeobox B1 (gene hoxb1). Gene Ontology annotation, molecular function: sequence-specific DNA binding; DNA-binding transcription factor activity; DNA-binding transcription factor activity, RNA polymerase II-specific. The record is from RefSeq and is a predicted model, not a curated record. The transcript has 3 exons. Lineage: Eukaryota; Metazoa; Chordata; Amphibia; Anura; Pipidae. Gene Ontology annotation, cellular component: nucleus. Bases 70 to 984 code for a protein of 304 amino acids. Gene Ontology annotation, biological process: regulation of transcription by RNA polymerase II; regulation of DNA-templated transcription.
UAGUACCUAAAGGUUGUAGGGCAGAAGGAAUCCCCCGAAAGCAGGUUGACCCUCCUCCAUCACUGGCAGAUGGACAAUACCAGAAUGAGCUCCUUUCUGGACUAUGCAAUUUGUAACCGUGGGACGAGCGCCUACUCACCCAGAGGAUACCAUCACUUUGAGCAAGGGACGCCACCCUUCCCUGCCUGCCCGGGUACCAAUGACAUUUAUAAUGGGGAUGGAAGGUUUGUGGUAGGAGGGGGGAAUGGUGUCCCAAGCCAUCUCCACCAGCAGAACCCCAGUUACCCUCCCCAGCCCAGCGCUGGGGUCCCCUAUACCAACUCUCUAACAAGUUACACCCCACAGACUUGCAACCAGGCUUAUGGGCACCAGGCUUAUGCCAGCCCAGACGCAGAUGGCAUCUAUUUCCAGCAGACAGCCUACUGCUCCAACACUGGGGCCAACUCCAACUCUUAUUCUGAUGGCUAUUGUGGAGCAGUACCGGGGCCUGCCCAGUACCAACAGCACCCUUAUGGGCAGGAGCACCAGGGACUGCUACAAGCCUACCACAACCCUCCUUCUAUGCUACACGAAGAGAAGGAGCCCUCCUGCCCUUCAGAGCAAGCCCUACCCAACCACACGUUUGACUGGAUGAAAGUAAAGCGAAAUCCACCCAAGACAACAGCCAAACCGGUGGACUUUGGGCUCAGUACCCAACAGAACACCAUCAGAACCAAUUUCACGACCAAGCAGCUGACUGAGCUGGAGAAGGAGUUCCAUUUUAACAAGUACUUGACUAGGGCCAGGAGAGUGGAGAUCGCCGCCACCCUGGAACUGAACGAAACCCAAGUAAAAAUAUGGUUCCAGAACCGGAGAAUGAAACAGAAGAAACGAGAAAGAGAAGGACUGGCCCCAAGCGCCAUUAAGGGCUCCAUGAAAGAGAAUGGGGAGAUGUCAGACCUGUCCAGUUCAACCUCCCCAGAUGCCUCUCCCAACUCAGUGUAGCACAAGCAAUGGACAGUAAGCAGAGCGCACAUAGAUGUUGUAUAUAUUUUAUUUUGUUCUACAAAUACCUUCCUAUUUAUAUACAAGAUUAGUUUACAGGAUCGUCAUUGUAUCCAUGGAACACAAGGAAAGUGCCCGUUCCUCUCAGGGAACCUCAGAUUUCAGGGGACACGCACUUGGAGAACUAUCCAUAAGCUCCUGUCUGAUCCAAAUGUGGCCUAUUUAUCCUUAUUCCCAUUGUGGGGGGGUGGGGGAUGGGGGGGGUAUAGUUCCUUCUGUUUGUUCUCUGGAAUAGAAGCUUAGCCAUUGGCAUAUUUUUAUUUGAUUGUAAUUAUAUCAUUAAUGUUAUAAGGGCUGAUAAUGUUUGAUUCCAGUUAUGGAACAAGAUAGAAUAAGAGGAAAAUGUUAUUUUAAAAAUAUUUUUUAAAAUAUCCCAUUUUUGCACCUACACUAUACUGGAGUGGUUGGCUAUACUUUGUGCGCUAUACAGGGUGACUUUAGGGGACUGCAAUUGUUCUGACACACUAUGGUCACAGCAGUCCUAUAAAAGGAAAAAAGCAGCUAUAAAACACUGCAAAUGCAUCUCUUGCUGUUCAAGAGACUGUGGUUGUAAGGCAGGAAGUAUAUUAGGGUGAAAUGGUGCCUAUAGUAGCAGUGGGGGGAUAAUAGCCUCUGGGAAGGGACUGGGGCUGUGGGAUAGCAGGUAUAGAGAGACACAGUGCUGGUUUGGGUGCAGGUACAUGGAGUGAUUUUGACAGAAACAGGUGUGUAUGCAUUUUUUGUCUGCACCCAAUCUAACACAGUGCCUCUUGGUGCAGACAAAGGAGCACAGGACAGCAGAUCUGCUAAUUCUUGGCCUGUGAAUAAAUGCAGUCUGAGUAGCCUUGUAGUAGCCACUGGAACCUUAAUUUUGAAUAGCAGGUUAUUACUUAUAGCAACCAAUCAGAUCUCUUUGCUUUCAUUUUCAAACAUGUAGUGGUCUGGUAAAACAAGAGUUGCAACACUGGUGUAAAUGAGCACCUAUGUUAGAAAAUGAGUGUUACCUGUUCUGUACCCUUUAAUUUUUAUUUACAACUGACACCAUGCUUUGUCAUAGGUUCUAGGGAAUCAAAUUCAACAACAGAAAGGCUAUGGGCUAAUUUGUCCUACUUUAUAUAAUAAAAAGCCCACUUAAAGUCUUUUACCCAGCACACAGUCUUCAUGUGGCCUACCAUUCCAGUAUAGGGUAUCUAUUAACACACAACAAAGAGAAUAGAUUGCACUAUUAGUGUUUGCUCAGGAUAUUAGCGUAACAAACACUUUAUUUUAGGUUCACAAUAUCCAGAUUCAUGUACGAUAUUGAAUGUUUUUCGGCAAAAUACAAUAUUCUAGAUUGUUUUUAUAUUAUAUAUGUUAAUUGGA